AUGGCUUUGGUAGCUGUGAAACCAGAGUUGACAACAUUAUCGGAUGAUGAACCCCUGGAUCCAGGGGUUGCCCAGCCACCUCCUUUGCAGUUGGCUCCAGUUGAGAAGAAGAAAACAAAAAACAAUCCCUGUGCCGUUCAGAUUAGAGGGCGGUUGGGCAAGCUGCUGAAUUUCCAAUGCACGUGUGCCCGUCAAGCAAAGGGAGGGGCUUCUCAGAGUUGCUUCAAACAGUUUCAGGAUGACAUCGAAUCUGUAUUUCAGCUCGUGUGGAAAUUGCGAAAUUUGGACAAACAGGACAUGGACAAUGAGGUGGUGCGGAUUCUCCAGAACACUCCCGACCAGGUGGCCACAUCUCGCAAGAGACAUUUGCUGUUGGGCAAGGCAGUUUGUCAACAGGCUAUCCGGAGAUUACUUCAGAUUGGAAGCGAUCGCUGCUCCAGACUUAGGAAGUGUGCUCAGACUGGAGCAACUGCUCCUUUGGACGGCCGGCGGACGAAGCGUGCGUCCAUUUGCAAAAACAAAGUUUCAGAGCUGAAACGGGCCACCAUCGUUGAAUAUCUCACUGAGCUCUUCCAGCAGGUGUCAGAGCCAAUGCCGGAAGCGAAUCAGUCACUGCACAAAAUGAAGACGGGUGAAAUUGCCAUGCUGGUCACGGAUUCGACUGAGGCUGCGUCAAGCAAGGAUUCUGCCAGUGCCAAGAAGAAGCCGAUGAGAUUCAGACGGAACCGUGGGCGUCGCCCGAGACUUGCCGGUCAAGUUCAUCGAGGCGCUUGCCAGUCUACUAUCAGACUCCUUCCGCCUGGAAGCUACACAGAUUACUUGUCAAUGCUGCGAGCGCGACACCCCACAAUGAACAUUAGCCUCAAGUUGUUCUUGAAAGCAGCUUGGCUGCGAAUGAUGGUAUGGGGUGUGACCUUUGGCAACCGCCUUGCCAUUCGCGCUCCCACCCAACAUGCUCAGUGCAGCAUUUGCGUCCGCCACAAGAGGUUCAUUGCCCAAGUGACUUUGUUCGGCUGCUCGAAGGAUGGCUUUCUGCGUUCCUUUCUUCAUGUGGCUUUCCUGGAGGCGCACCUAAGGGGCAUCACAGGAGAAGUUGCAUCGCAGAUCCGCCUUCCAAAACUUUGGAAGAAGGCAAGCCUUCCAGCAGACGACGACGAUGUCAUCAUGAGGACACCCAGAUUUGUUGGUGAUGAUCGCCCUGUGGAUGCCAAAGUUUCUGAAGGCUACAGCAAAUUGGCACAUAUGCUUCGUCACUUGGAUCAGCAGCACGUGCUGGCAUAG
Molecule: messenger RNA, 1281 nt
Organism: Cladocopium goreaui
Lineage: Eukaryota; Dinophyceae; Suessiales; Symbiodiniaceae
Source: the annotation of a GenBank genome assembly